This is a messenger RNA of Galleria mellonella (greater wax moth), 1108 nucleotides long. RefSeq lists its product as uncharacterized. The transcript is spliced from 5 exons. Bases 105 to 731 code for a protein of 208 amino acids. Lineage: Eukaryota; Metazoa; Arthropoda; Insecta; Lepidoptera; Pyralidae. The record is from RefSeq and is a predicted model, not a curated record.
UCUGUCAAAUAAUAUGUAGUUCCCGUCUCGUUGCCAAAAUUAUUUUUGUAUAUAAAUAUUAAAAUUAGUAGUUGUUCAAUAAAAAUUCGUGUAAAAUAUCGGGGAUGUGUGAAAAUUUGAAAACGGAUCGCAUAAGAUGCGAGGCAUGCCGCACUAUCAACUUGGCAAAACAUGUGAAGCAUCCCAAACCAGAUAUGCAAAUAUACGAAAAAUGCAGUCCAGCGGAGAGACUAGACUGUUCUCGUAUUCCAGAGCUCCCACUAAACCCGACGUGCAUCAAGGUUUGCAGCAAAGAAGAGUACAAGCUUAGAAAAAGCGGGAAAAAUUUGACAAUGCCUAAAAUGCCCUUACCCUACGCGCAUGGAAAAUUAAUGUACGCUUUGAAAACUGGACUCCUGGUAGGUGCUGUUUAUUUCACGUAUACGCAAGGAGUAUGGGGCGACCAACAAGACGUCACAGAAUGCAUUCGUCGUUGGCAGGAAUAUAUCCGCAGUAUUAACACUAGACGACCGCCCACCUUUGAUAAAUGUGGUAACGUUAUUAGAAAAGAAAAUAAUGAAAAUUUACUGGCGCCUAUUUAUUCUAUGUACAAGGAUAUCGUGACUUCUUGCUUUUCGGGAGUCGUCAAGGUACCGUUAUUGAUAAAAUGUGCAUACAUCGACUAUUUAAAAGCUUUAGCAAAGAAAGGGGAAGAACAAAAUAAUGAAAGAAAAAUUAAAAAGAACGAGUAACCAUACAUUUUAAAUUAUAAUACUGUAUUUACUAUUUAUAGAGUUUUUGUCUGUAAACGUGGAUUUAGAUUUUUUUGCAAAUAAAUACAAAGCUUUACAAAAUAUUGUAUGUAUUUUGAAAUAUAAAAAUAAAUGUUUGUUAAAUUCAACUGUUCUAAACAAAGUAAAUCAUUUUAAUAUUAUUUUUUUAUUGCACUUAUUAGCAGGUAAGUAAUUAGUAACAUCUCCCCAUACUAGUCUCGUAUAGAUUUUGAAUCAAAGAAGUAAAAAAUAAAUGCCUUUUAUACUAUACUAACAUAUUAUAAAGAGAAAAGAGUUGAUUGUUUGUUUGUAAUGGAUAAACUCGAAAACUAUUCAACUGAUUUUAAAAAUUCUUU